UUCAAAAUUUCAAAGCGGCCUCUUCACAUCGGUAGAAACUGUCUGUGUGUGCAUGUGUAUCCUUGAUAUUUCGAAAUUAGUAAAAAAACUGUUUCUUGUAUAAAUUCGAAAGACAGUGCCAAAAUUUCACACCUGCCAAUUGUCAUAACUGGUUUUCUGUGUACACGGUGUAAAAAAAAAGUCAUGGAAACCAAGCGCUCCGAAGCAAGACUUGUCCUUGUCGUAGAAAAGGUUCCUCUUGUAUAGUUCAAUAUUAGUCAAGACUCGACACUUCUUGUUAGUUCAGUUUUAAUUGAAAUUCAGAUUAUUCUAAACAACUGCGCUACCCCCAGUGUAAAUUGAUACGAUAAGUUAACGAAGCCGAACAAACAAAUUUAUGUAACGCUUACAAUCUCUAAUUUUCGUGAAAAAAGUUUAUAUUUAGAGACGCAAGAGUCAAAUCAAAUUACGGACCGUAAGAGCUAAGUGAAUUAUUCAUCAAAUUUACACAAAUGUCAAGAAUGGCGCACUACAGUAGAGGACACCAGCUGACGUUGCUUCUGUUGUGUGGUAGCCUAGCGACCAGCCUCGCUUACUACCAACAGUCAUGUGCUGGGAAAACGCUGCUACGGAGCGGCGGGCUGAGUUGCACGGACCGGCAAGCGAUUCUGGAGGCGCACAACAAGGCAAGGCAGACAGUGGCUCUGGGAAGAGUUCCGGGGCAGCCGGCCGCAUCAAGGAUGCUGGAAAUGGUUUGGGACGAGGAAUUGGCGGCGGUGGCACAGCGCUGGGCGGACAAAUGCACCCUGGCGCACGAUGGCGCAAGAGAUGUUUCCCGAUUUCCUGUCGGCCAGAAUAUUGCUGUCACGUGGACAACACGAACAAAUGCCGGAGCCGCCCCGGACUUCAGACGCCAGAUCAUGGGUUGGUUUAACGAAGUGCGACAAUAUGGCUUCUACUCGCCCUUCAGAAAGGGCACAGGCCACUACUCCCAGUUGGUUUGGGGUGACACGUAUCUUGUGGGCUGUGGUUACUCCCACUACUACGAUCCAUCCCGUGGCUACACCAAACUAUACGUCUGUAACUACGGCCCAGGGGGCAAUGUAAUUGGGGCACAACCGUAUCUUGCUGGAAAUCCUUCAUGUUCAACACAAGAAGUGACACCAUCGCGUCGAUACCAAGGCCUGUGUGAAUUGAAUGGACAUGCAGCCUUAGGAGCAUCAUGCACAUUUAACUCACCAUAUGGAAACUAUGGCUCAACAGCAUUCUCAUCUCAAUCAUAUACAACCCGACCAUAUGCAACACCACCACCCUUCACACGACCUACAUAUGCACCUACACGACAAACAUAUACUACUACUCGGCAUCAAUUCUCAUCUACAGGAUUCAGACAUUAUUAUGGGUAACAUGAAAAAAAAAAAUCCAUGGAAAUGGCUCCCUUAAAGCUGAAAGCUUUUAAACAGAGUAUCCUACAGUUGAUUAAGAUUCAACACUACAUAUUUCUUUGGUGAAGUAUGUCAUGUUAAGUGCACUGUGCAAUGAGGUUAAGAUGAGGUAGCAGAAUGGAUGCAUUUUUCAUUAAAAACAUGUGCUUUACAAUCAGAAGAGAGAAAAUGUUAUUUUUUGGUUGAAUAUUGCAACCUGGACUUUACAAGCCUGAACAUUACAUUAGCUGGGACACCCUGGGUUUUAUCAAAAUGACUAAUGGUGAGGAAAAUCUGAUAUGAUGCAGGAAAGUGAAACAUUAUAGAAGAGGCAGAUCAGUUUUUAAAAUUGUACUAUGAGCAAACCAUGGUAAAUAUUGUAUAUAGUACGAGUUAUGGGCAGAACUCAUAAACCUUACUUUCUUAUUGCUCAAACUUCCCAUCCCACAAUUGUGUUUUGGCAAUGCUAUGUUUCUGUAAGAUAAAGUUUAUAAUUCAACAAUAAAAUGUAAUUUAGUCAUCAGUUAAGAGUCCUGGGCUAAUGCAUAUAUGGUUAUGGAACUGAAUCUUAUUUGAGUCAGAAAUAUUUUAUGGCCUGCAACUGUAAAUAUUUUCAUGUCAUUGUUGUAAGCAGUAGCAGUAUAGCAAUAAUAGUGAUGGUAGUAGUAAUAGUAGUAGUAGUAGUAGUAGUAGUAUAGUAACAGCAGCAGCAGUAUCUUUUUGGAAAGAACCUACUACUGCAUUAGUAAUGUAAUUAUUGGCCUAUAAAUAAAAUUUCUUAUAGUUCGUAGGAAUGCUGCUAAUUAUCUUUGUAUAAUAUUUCACAUUCCUUACUUCAAGGGUCCAUUAGUUAUCAACGUGUAACUCAAAGCUGUACAAAAAUUUCUCACAUUUACCACAUGAUGCAAACAAAGUUUUAUUUUCUUUACAAUUUCUGGUGUACUCCCCCCAAACCCAGAUUUCAUUGAACGCUGGACUGUAAAUAUACAAGAACAACUUCCUUCAAAAUUAAACGAUUCAACAUGACUUUCAUUUCUAUUCACUAAGAUUCUGCAAGUGUCUGGCCAUCAUAUAACACAUAUCAAAUAUGUUUCAUUAUUAGAGAAAUACAGUCAUACCAGCGUGUCCAUACUGUAAGUGGAGUAAAUUUUCUUAAUUCAAACUUCUCAUAUAAAAGAAGUGUAUAAAAUACAGAAUACCUAUGAUUCACUAACUUACAUAGAUUACACAUUCUUAAGAAUGUUAAUUACAGUUAAUUACAUCAAUGAAGGUUUUUUAUUUUAAAACCCAAUAUUAAAUGUAACCAACUAGAAUUUUAACAUUUAACCUCCACAAGUCUCAGUUUGGGGUUUUAUGUAAAAUUACAUUUCAGAGUAAAAGCUUCAAUAGUAUUGCACUUCAUAAAAAUCAUAAUUGUUUUCAUGUAUAAGUGCAGUCAGUAACAAUCAGAACACACUUGCAAAUGUCAGCCUUAAACUGAAUAUAAAGAAGAAACUGAAAACAGUUUGCACGUACCUAACUACAACCUAAGCUAAUUUUUGUUUUCAAGGUGUAAUAAGAUCAGACAUGCUCUGAGAUAAAGAACUCAACACACAUAAAUCAUAAAAGAGUGAAUU
Cryptotermes secundus is the source of this 3019-nucleotide messenger RNA. Its product is annotated as venom allergen 5. Bases 492 to 1385 code for a protein of 297 amino acids. The record is from RefSeq and is a predicted model, not a curated record. The transcript is spliced from 8 exons. NCBI's taxonomy places the organism in Eukaryota, Metazoa, Arthropoda, Insecta, Blattodea, Kalotermitidae. Gene Ontology annotation, cellular component: extracellular region.